AUGGCUUUGCUCGUGUUUUCUCUCGAUAUGAUCCAGGUCGGCGUCAACAUUCAUGAGCCAAGCGGCAACCACCGACUUGCCGUUCGCAGGAUGCAUCUCAGUCCUUCCGCUCUCGAACCAGUUGCGCAACAAGAGUUCGUCGCGGUAAUCGCGGCUCGGCUUCCUACAAUCCUUGCCGACGCGAUCGUUCUGGCAGUCACCUUGAGGAAGACAUGGCGGACUUACGCCACUGCCGCCGACGUUAAUAUGCGCACUCCCUUCGCCAGCACACUCAUCCGUGAUGGAACCGUAUACUUCCUUUCGUCCCUGGUCAUGAACCUUGCCGAAGUUCUGGUGUAUCAUUCUUUGGGCCAAGUGUACCUGCUACCCUUCAUCUGCUCGCUCACCGGGAUCCUCUUCACCCGCCUCUUUUUCGACCUGCGCGAGCUCGGACAAGCGGAAAGCAUUGCGCAGCUCGGCUUCUCGGAGUUCGAGGCCUCCGAGUACAACAUGAUCCCGAUGGCCUUCGCGACCACGAACGAUGAGAGAACCCUGGCUUGUCUUGAGAGCGGCAUCUUCGUCAUUGGCGCGACUGGCUAUAUCGGAGGCUCCGUCCUCUCCAGGUUUCUCUCGCACCCCAGCGCGAACACCUUCGAUAUCACAGCGCUUGUGCGCAGCGAGGAGAAAGCCAAAAAGCUCGAGCAGUUUGGCGUCCAUAGUGUCGUUGGUUCCUACAAAGAUACUGCACUGGUUGAGAAGCUCGCAGAGAACGCGCACCUUGUUCUCUCCUUGGCCGACGCAGAUGACCUCCCCGCUAUCCAGGCUAUUUUUAAGGGCCUGAGACAACGCCAUGCGAAGCUUGGCGAUCUCCCUAUUCUCAUCCAUACCUCCGGCACAGGAGUCCUGACCGAAGGCCAAGAGACCAAGGGAAUGGCAGCCACCGACGUUAUCUACGAUGACUCGGACUUCGAGCAGAUCGCCAAUAUCAAGCCGACCGCGCGGCACCGUGAUGUUGACAAUGCUAUCUUCGAGGCCGACAAGCAGGGCUACCUCAGGGCUUACAUUAUUCUGCCUAGUACCAUCUAUGGCAUCGAGAAGAACCCGCUGGUCGAUGCAGGCAUCCAGAACCCGUUCUCCAUUCAGAUCCCUAUGCUCAUCAAGGCUUCUCUCGCCCGCGGCCGGGCGGGCAUGGUAGGCAAAGGACUUCCGUUUUGGCCAGACGUCCACAUUGAUGAUGUCGCGGACCUAUACAUCAUCCUGUACGAUGCGAUUAUCACCAAGGGCCCCGAGAACGUUGAUCACGGAGUUCGCGGCUACUACUUUGGCGAGAAUGGCGAGCACACGUGGUACGGCAUUUCCAAGGGGAUCGGCGAAGCCAUGGUAGCGCUUGGUCUCACUAACGAUCCUGAGCCAACAACCUUCACGGAUGAGGAGCUCGUGAAGUAUUUCGGCUCUGUGGAUGAUGGCAACUACUCAGGUACGAACUCGCGUGCUCGUGCGACACACUCGAGAUCCCUUGGCUGGAAGCCGAAGUACACUACCCAGGACAUGAUUGCAAGCAUCAAGCCAGAGAUUGAGGCAAUUUUGAAGCAAAAGCCAACUCAGAAGUAG
Phanerochaete carnosa HHB-10118-sp is the source of this 1590-nucleotide messenger RNA. RefSeq lists its product as uncharacterized. The transcript has 15 exons. Lineage: Eukaryota; Fungi; Basidiomycota; Agaricomycetes; Polyporales; Phanerochaetaceae. The record is from RefSeq and is a predicted model, not a curated record. The coding region runs from base 1 to 1590 and encodes 529 amino acids.